AUGUCCCAUGGUGGAAAUGGGAAAUUUAAAAUUUCCAAGGGAUCAGUUCUUCGCCUGUACCACGUGACCCCCACCGACUCUGUCAGGUUAAAUCACGCCAAUGAAAUGCUCAGACACAACUUGGCCAAGUACCCCUUAACCACGGCUGUAGUCAACACCGAGCAGAUCGAAAGCGGAAAACGCUCCAUACUGUUCAGGAACCUAUUCAAUGGACUCGUUCCUAAAGGGAUGAUUUUUGGAAUCGUCCAGGAUGCCGCCUACAAUGGAUCAUACACAAAGAACCCCUUCAAUUUCCAGAUGCCCCAGCUGAGCUCUAUCGGGGUCAAAGUGGAUGGAAACGAAACGCCCAUCUCAAGUCUCAAAAAUGUAGGUGGUGAAGCCAUAGAUUUGUACCACCUGCUGUUCGACAACGUGUGUGGUCCGUAUCGCGGAAGAGGACUGAACAUCUCACGUGAAGAAUUCAAGAAUGGGUACGCCUUAUUCCCCUUUGACUUCACAGCUGCUGCGAAUGCCUCAUCCGGGUACUUCCAGCCACAGUAUAAAGGAGUGGUAACGCUCGAAUUAACCUUCAGUGAGGCCACCGACAAGGUGUAA
This is a messenger RNA of Nematostella vectensis (starlet sea anemone), 594 nucleotides long. RefSeq lists its product as uncharacterized. The coding region runs from base 1 to 594 and encodes 197 amino acids. The transcript has a single exon. The record is from RefSeq and is a predicted model, not a curated record. NCBI's taxonomy places the organism in Eukaryota, Metazoa, Cnidaria, Anthozoa, Actiniaria, Edwardsiidae.